AUGUUGGCGCUGGACCGGUGGGCUCGAAAAAGGCAGCAGCAGGGCCUGGAGUUGGAUGAAAAUGCAGAGAAGACGAUGAGCGCUUCGGCGGAAUCCUCUACCGGCCCAGGUGGACAUGGCUCCGCCACCACAGCCAAUCUCCAGCCCCUGCAAAGUGGCCCGGGGCUUGGCUAUGAAGCAAGCCGAGUAGCCGAUUACCAUGUCGAAAAGACGGCAUCAGCUGAACAGCUAGAAGCGGCUCUUCCGCCUCGUGCUCUCGGAGUCAAGCUUCUCGAGAUCUUUGUGUCACACAAGGCUACGUCAUCUUUCAUGUUCCAUGAUGGCAAGCUUUUUAGUGAUUACAUGUCAGAUGUGAUGCCUCCUUUCAUGUUACGGGCUAUAUUCGCACUGGCAUCCCUGUUCUCAGAGCCUGCAUAUUUGGGCACCCAGGAACAAUACUCAAAUGAUCGGACUGCCAACAGAGAAGUGAGUGACUCAUGGGCGGAGGUCGCUGGUCGGCAUGUCUUAGGUCACGUAGAUCGUCCGGCCCUCGAGACAGUCCAGACAUGUUCUAUCUUAAGUCUAUAUUGGUUUGCGGUUGGGGAACUUGAGCGAGCGAAAAUCCAUGCCACACGCAUUCUAGGCUUCCAUUCGCAGUUUAACGAUGCCUCGGAGAAUCCAGCUGUCGCCAUGGACCGGGAAAUUCGGCGUCGAGCGUUCUGGACGUGCUGGAUAAUUACUUGCUUCAUUCCUUACGAUGACUCCUUCGCAGUAAGCCACAUAGCGCAUGCCACUGAUAUCAUCCUUCCAGCAGCAGAUGCCCCGUUUCGACGGCAAUGUGUCGUUCCUAUACAGAAAAUGAGUAGCGCCUGGAUGCCUGUCUCAUGUUCCGAUGUUGCCGGUAAUGAAGAGCCAUCGAUAUUAGCAGAGUUCGUGAAAGCAUUGGGAGUAUACUUGGAAGUCCAACGACUGCUGGCCCGGUUUCACGAGAUUCCAUUGCACCUUCGGUUCAAUGAGGUAGUUGCGCUUCACCAAAAGUCAACCAAUCUCUACCGAUUGAUCUCGCCGGCUGCGAAGUACAACGACACACACACGGGAUUGGACUUGACCUCAAUCGGUAGAGCAUUUACGGUGGAGGCUGUUUUCUCUUGGUGUGCGAUUAACCUUCACAGGAGCAUGGUUCCUCUGUUUUCCGGCCAGUCCCUCGACAAGGCAUCUCUACACGUGGGGAUUGUAGACACCUGCACUCAAGUUGUUGUCCAACAGGCCAACAAGUUUGCUAACAGGGCUGAUGGCUUGUUAUCAUUGAACUUUGAUUUGUCGUAUAUCCCUCCUAUCGCCGGUUACUGUGCCUUCGUCAGCGCCUCGGUGUAUGCGAUUCUGAUCCACAAACGGGAAAAUUUCACCUCACCGACGCUAUCAUCUUUGCGACAUAAACUGCUUUCAUGCAUGGUGCUUUUAAGCGGGCUCAAGUCCUACUGGGCUACCUUGCAGCAAGCGUGGGAAAGUUUGACGCCCUCUCUACCGAUGACUGUAUCCACUGAAGAUCUCACUAUUCAUCGCAAGAGGUUGAUUCAACGAAGCGUGCGCAAUCCAGACGAAUUAGUCUCCCCGACCGAGAAACUGAUCGGCCCCCACUCUGGCUGGCUGUUGGAUACCUCACCGGGAUACCACGAGGCGAAGCCGUGCGACCAUAUCAACAAUGAUACGGACAUUCUCGGCCUACAUAACAGAAUCCCACCGGAUGCAGUUGCAACACCUGCAGAUGACAUUUUACCGUUCGCCACAGUUGACAAUGAUAAAUUCUUGCUGUCGUUUUUCAACUCUGACGUGGACUUGGCUAUGCUGGCACUUGCACGGUGCGAACAAUCGGAGUAUUGGAAAGAUCGGUAA
This is a messenger RNA of Aspergillus ibericus CBS 121593, 1872 nucleotides long. Its product is annotated as fungal specific transcription factor domain-containing protein. The transcript is spliced from 8 exons. Bases 1 to 1872 code for a protein of 623 amino acids. Gene Ontology annotation, molecular function: DNA binding; zinc ion binding. NCBI's taxonomy places the organism in Eukaryota, Fungi, Ascomycota, Eurotiomycetes, Eurotiales, Aspergillaceae. The record is from RefSeq and is a predicted model, not a curated record. Gene Ontology annotation, cellular component: nucleus. Gene Ontology annotation, biological process: DNA-templated transcription.